Molecule: messenger RNA, 342 nt
Organism: Rosa chinensis
Lineage: Eukaryota; Viridiplantae; Streptophyta; Magnoliopsida; Rosales; Rosaceae
Product: NAC domain-containing protein 96-like
Exons: 1
Coding region: 1-342 (113 amino acids)
Biological process (GO): regulation of DNA-templated transcription
Molecular function (GO): DNA binding
Source: RefSeq, a predicted model, not a curated record
AUGUCAACUGUAAUGCCAACGGGUUUCAGGUUCCAUCCGAAGGAUCACGAGUUGGUGAGCUAUUACCUGUAUAGCAAGGUGAAUGGGGAUGAGUCGGUAAUUCCACCACCAACCUAUAGGAUGCCAGAGGUCGACGUCUACGGUGAAGAUUUGGGAGAGAUUCGGACAGCAAGACGGAGAGCCGUUGUAUUUCUUUGCAAUUGCCAAGAAGUUAACCCCAAUGGUAAGCGGAUUGAUCGCACGACAAACUCGAGAUUGGGAACAUGGAGCGAGGGAGAAAGAUCUAAACCGGUUGAUGAUGAGAACGGAAAUCCAAUUGGGACAGAGGAAAUUCCGUUAUGA